AUGUUCCCCAGCCCCAGCACGUCCACUCCCUUCUCUGUAAAGGAUAUAUUAAACUUGGAGCAGAGUCAUGACGUUAUGGUGUCUUCUCUGGAUGUUUCUUCUCGCAUGGACUGCUGCUCGACGUCCUCCUCCUCCUGCAUGCUGGCCCGCCUCAAGCAGGAGCCUCUCCGGGACAUGUCGUCCACCGCCGCCUCGCUGUUUGGAGAGGACAUCCACAGCCCCAGAGCCAGCAGAAGCAAUGCACUCAGCUUUGCUUCGACCUUUUACGGCAAAUCCCUCAUUGAAAUGGAUAUAAACAAGGAUGGGAAAACGGACGCGUUUGAGGGGAAACGAAGGAAAGAGGACUUCAGUGUUCCCGACGAGGCUGUGGAGGACUUAAAACCCGACGAUCCCGACCGACCCAAGCCCCGGAGACGCAGGAAGCCGCGCGUCCUCUUCUCCCAGGCGCAGGUGUACGAGCUGGAGCGCCGCUUCAAGCAGCAGAGGUACCUGUCCGCCCCGGAGAGAGACCACCUGGCCGGGGUGCUCAAACUGACCCCGACCCAGGUGAAGAUCUGGUUCCAGAACAGGAGGUACAAGUGCAAGCGGCAGAGGCAGGACCAGAGCCUGGAGAUGGUGUCUCUGCCGCCGCCCAGGAGGGUGUCGGUGCCGGUGCUGGUGCGGGAUGGGAAGCCCUGUCUCACUGCGGACACGGCGGCAUACAACCCGUCCUACAGCAUGGGCCACAUCAACCACUUCACCUACAACAACUACCCGGCCUUCAGCAACUACACCAGCCCCGGAUGCAACACGAACUAUGCAUGCAAUUACCCCGCAGCCACAAUGCAGACUAUGCAGGGAUCCUCCAGCAGCGGGAAUUACAUGAACUUUGGGGUUGGAGACUUGAAUAAUGUCCAGAACACUUUCUCCACCAGUAACGGGGUGUCUUCGUUACACGGCAUUAGGACAUGGUAA
Molecule: messenger RNA, 954 nt
Organism: Acanthochromis polyacanthus (spiny chromis)
Lineage: Eukaryota; Metazoa; Chordata; Actinopteri; Pomacentridae
Gene: nkx2.5
Product: NK2 homeobox 5
Exons: 2
Coding region: 1-954 (317 amino acids)
Biological process (GO): cell differentiation; regulation of transcription by RNA polymerase II
Cellular component (GO): nucleus
Molecular function (GO): DNA-binding transcription factor activity, RNA polymerase II-specific; RNA polymerase II cis-regulatory region sequence-specific DNA binding
Source: RefSeq, a predicted model, not a curated record